UGUCUCCAGCUGUACCUACUGAGAGAGAGAGAUUGAGGAUAUGUGAAAAGUGGCAUGUGUAAAGCUGGGUUGCUGGGUUCUCCCCACCAUGGUUUCUCAGGAAUUUCUGACAGAAAAUGGCAGAAAAAAUCUUAGAGAAGUUAGAUAUUCUGGAUGAGCAGGCAAAGAUACUCUUGGCCAGAAGAGCAAAGAAAAACACGCUUCAGAGUCAAGGAAAGAAAAACACUUCAGUUACACCCCUGACGUUUGACUUUCAGUUAGAAUUUGAAGAGGAUAUUGUUCCAUUCAUCUCUAAGAAAGUACCCAAGAUCACAGGAGACAAUUUAUACAGUAUUAAAAAAGGGAAAAGGUAUGUCUUCUUCAAAAAUGAACCUGAACCUAGAAAGAGUGAUUUCAAAAAGUUAAAUUUAAGAUCACACUUUAUACCAACAAAUAUAAAAAAUCAAGAAAGCAAGUCAAUAGAGCCUGUGAAAGAAAAUCUGAAAUCAAGAUCAUUUAGACCUUUCCUUUAUCUUAAGGAUACAACUGAGAAUACACAACCAUGUAGAAGAACACUGGGUCCUACAGUCAUUUCUCCUGUACGCAGGAUUCAAUCCAAAGCUUAUAAGAAGGAAAAAGACUCUACUUUAUUUUCAGCUCAAACUGAAAAAAAUCCUGGGGAAUCAUUUGAUCUGGCUGGUCACUCAGAAGAUUAUGUCAGUAAAAGAAGAAAAUCUGCCUCACAGAUGGAUGAUUUUAGCACAGAAGAAAACAAAACCAUCAAAAAUCAUCAAUUAACUGAAUACUGUUCUAUAAGAAAGAAAAGCUUGCUUCCCUUGUGCUUUGAGGAUGAGCUGAAAAAGCCAAAUGCCAAGAUAAUCAACACUAGUCCACCAAAGACAGUAACUUCUCAUGUGGAACAAAAUGACACAAAUCCCAUAAUUUUCCAUGAGACUGGAUAUGUACAAAUGUUACUUUUGACAAAAAAUAGGCUUCCUCUCCAUCGUAUGGAAAAGGAAAACAUUUACCCAUAUAAGGGAGCAGAUUUUGUUUUAGAAAGAAAUUAUGAAAUCCUCAAAUCUUUAAUUAGUGAUCAAUUUAUUAUAUCUUCCAAACCUAAAAGAAUUAUGCCUACAACAUGGAAAAGAGAUAUACAAGCAAUAUCUUUUGAAGUGGGCCGUAGAGUUGUAGAGGGUAAACUAAGGAAGAAAACUAAUAAGGAGACACUUGAAAACAUAUCCUGGAGUAAACUCUAUAAUUUCUCACAGACUUUUUCCAGCCUAACAAAAAAAUUUGUUGGCUUCUUUGAUGGAAGUGUUAUUCAAGAAAUGAGUGCUAGACAUGGAAACUUUGAAAGAAUGUUUUCUACAAUAAAACCAAGGAGCAAAUUCAGUGCCUCACCUGUCAAACAUUGCUCAAAGCCUUUAAAAAAUAUACUCGAAGUCCAUAAAUUAAAUAAUGUAACACCAAUGGAUGAUUUGUUAAACUAGUGAAAUGAAAAUUAGACACCUCAAAAAAUAUUAUAUAGAGCAAUAUUUAAGUAACAAAAAGCAAAUAACGAAGUUCCAAGAUCAUCGACGAAACUCUUACCAAAAUAAUGUUUGAACGGAUGGUGUAAGAAAGCAAAACAUUGACAUUGGAACUACAAGCCAACAGUCUUCUGUUCAAGAAAAGCCAACAUUUUUAGUAAAUAAAAGGACAAAAUUAGGAAAUAAUUAUCAACAAGAAAAAUUAGCUCAUGAAUUUUUAUGAUCUAAAUUAGAUUCCUCAAUCGUCAGCAUGUCUAUGGUCAAGUCUCAUUUGGGACCAAGAAUGACA
This is a messenger RNA of Neogale vison (American mink), 1797 nucleotides long. RefSeq names its product chromosome 2 C1orf141 homolog (gene C2H1orf141). Lineage: Eukaryota; Metazoa; Chordata; Mammalia; Carnivora; Mustelidae. The record is from RefSeq and is a predicted model, not a curated record. Bases 117 to 1469 code for a protein of 450 amino acids. The transcript has 9 exons.